UCCCAGCUGCCCCGGGUGUUGGACAACCACACGGACGGACCAGACCUACGCUACUGGGGACGCGUUCUAACCGCUGUAUCAGAGAAGGUCCAAGUGCUCUUUGAGAGAAACAGCACCAAGGACCUUCUGAAGAUAGUCUAUCCAUUGUUCCGGGCUGGUGGUCCCAGCUCCUUUAGCCAGCUGAUGAGCAUUGUGUCUGCCCUGUUCUGUGGGUACCCAGACGGAGAGGGAUCCAGGGUCCUCUCCUUCAACUGGUACGAAGACAACAACUACAAGGUGUUCCUGGGGGUGAAUGGAUCCAAGAACCACGACUAUGUCUAUGACAUGACAACCACUCCGUUCUGUAACGACCUGAUGCAGACUCUGGAGUCUAACCCGGUCACUAAGAUCGUCUGGAGUUCAGUCAAGCCUCUCUUCAUGGGGAAGAUCCUCUAUGCUCCAGACUCCCCAGCCAUCAGACUGAUACUAAAGAGUGCCAACACUACGUUUGAGGAGCUGGAGCGCCUGAUGACCAUGGGAAAGGCCUGGGAGGAGGUGGGACCUCAAAUCUGGAGGUUCUUCAACGCUGGCAUACAGAUAAACAUGAUCAGGGACACCAUCAGAAACCCCACGGUAGCAGACCUAAUAGACAGGAGUAUGGAGGACACUGAGUUCUCCUCUAAAGACAUCCUCAACUUCCUGUACAACGGGCUGGAGGAGGACAGGGAAGAGACCAUGCCCAGCUUCGACUGGAGGAACGUCUUCAACCUCACAGACCAGGCCGUCCGCACGUUCAACCAGUACGGAGAGUGUAUCAGUUUGGAUAAGUUCAAGCCCCAUACAGACGAGGAUCAGCUGACCCACCAGGCUCUCUUUCUAUUGGAGGAGAAUAAGUUCUGGGCAGGGCUAGUCUUCCUGGAUGUCUACCCCUGGACCACUACUGUGCCGCGUCACGUCAAGUACAAGAUACGCAUGGACAUUGACCAAGUGGAGAGAACCAACAAGAUCAAAGACAGGUAUUGGGACCCUGGUCCCAGAGCAGACCCUAUGGAGGAUCUGAGGUAUAUCUGGGGUGGCUUUGCCUAUCUACAGGACAUGGUAGAGCAUGGCAUACUGAAGAUACAGACGGGACACGACUGGCCCCUGGGAGUCUACGUACAACAGAUGCCAUACCCCUGCUAUGUAGACGACCUCUUCAUGUUGACUCUGAACCGGUGUUUCCCUAUCUUCAUGGUGCUAGCGUGGAUCUACUCUGUGUCUAUGACAGUGAAGAGCAUUGUUCUGGAGAAGGAGCUACGCCUCAAAGAGACACUCAAGGCCAUGGGAGUGACCAACGGAGUGAUCUGGUACACCUGGUUUAUAGACAGCUUCAUCAUGAUGACCGCCAGCACAGCCCUGCUCACACUGAUUAUUAUGGCUGGUAAAGUGUUGAACUACUCCAACCCGUUGGUCGUGUUCCUGUUCCUCCUGACGUUCACCAUGGCCACCAUCAUGCAGUGUUUCCUUCUCAGUGUGUUCUUCAACAAGGCCAACCUGGCUGCAGCCUGCAGUGGUAUCAUCUACUUCACCCUCUACCUGCCCCACAUCCUCUGUGUGGCCUGGCAGGACCGCAUCACCAAGAACGCCAAGAUCACAGCGAGUCUGCUGUCCCCAGUAGCGUUUGGGUUUGGGACGGAGUACCUGUCACGUUAUGAGGAGCAGGGCCUGGGUCUGCAGUGGGACAAUAUCGGCACCAGUCCACUAGAGGGCGAUGCCUACUCCUUCUUCACCUCCAUAGGCAUGAUGAUGUUUGACGCCGUGCUCUAUGGCUUCCUGGCAUGGUACCUUGACAACGUCUUCCCAGGUCAGUAUGGGAUUGGACGACCAUUCUACUUCCCAUUCCAGCCCUCCUAUUGGCAAAGGUCUGAACCCGCCCUCUCCAACAUUCCAGACUCAGAGAAGCCCAACGUGGACAAGGACGUAGACAGUAUGUGUUCACCUAGGAGGUGCAAUGGCGUGGGGGUAAAGAAACCCUGCAAACACCAGGACAAGAGAGAGAGGAUGGAGAGAGAGAGGGAGGAGCUGCUGAAACGACAGGAAGAAGAACAGAACAAGGAAGAGCAGGAAGAGGACCUGACAGGUCAGUUGUUCUUUGAGCCGGAGCCAGCAGGGCUGACCGUGGGGGUAGAGAUUCAAGACUUGGUCAAGGUGUUUCCUGGGGGAUCCCGUCCGGCCGUGGAUCACCUCAGCAUCGCCUUCUACGAGGGCCAGAUCACAUCGUUCCUAGGACACAACGGAGCCGGGAAAACCACCACUAUGUCUAUCCUGACGGGUCUGUUCCCUCCUACAUCUGGGACAGCCUUUAUCAACGGGAGAGACAUCAGGACUGACAUGGACAGUAUCCGCACAUCCAUGGGCAUGUGUCCACAGUACAAUAUCCUCUUCAAACAUCUGACGGUGGAGGAACAUAUCCUGUUCUACUCCAUGCUGAAGGGCACCUCUCAGGCUGAGGCCCAGCAGGCGGUCAAGGUCAUGCUGGAGGACCUGGGCCUGCCUCAUAAGAGAGACGAGGAGGCACAGAACCUCUCAGGGGGUAUGCAGAGGAAGCUGUCUGUUGCCAUGGCAUUUGUUGGGGGGUCAAAGAUUGUGAUCCUGGAUGAGCCCACGUCGGGGGUCGACCCUUACUCCAGACGAUCCAUCUGGGACCUGCUACUCAAAUACCGCACAGGCCGUACAGUGAUCCUGUCCACUCACCACAUGGACGAGGCUGACCUGUUGAGUGACCGUGUCGCCAUCAUCUCUAAGGGCCAGCUCCAUUGCUGUGGCUCCCCCCUCUUCCUCAAGAACUGCUUCGGAGUGGGAUUCUACCUCACCCUGGUCCGACGCAUGAAGGACGUGAGGAAAAAAGAGAAUGAGUGUGACUGUGCCUCAGAGUGUUCCUGUACCUGUUCCACCUGCACCAAGGUGAAAGAGGAAUCGCAGGGCCAGUCCCAGCAGCUGGAGAGAGCUCUGGAUGGUGACGUGGACAACAUCACCACGCUGAUCCAUCACCACGUCCCAGAAGCCAAGCUGAUUGAGGCCAUCGGCCAGGAGCUGACCUUCCUGCUGCCCAACAAGGGGUUCAAGCACCGGGCCUACGCCUCGCUCUUCAGAGAACUAGAGGAAACACUGGGAGACAUGGGCCUCAGCAGCUUCGGCAUCUCUGACACCUCACUGGAGGAGAUUUUUCUGAAGGUGACAGCAGAUGGGGAGGCAGCAGCCAAUACCAAAACUCCAGAACAGUGGAUGUUGCUGAAGAGAACCAAAAGCUGCAGUAAAGUUGGUGUGGAGGAUGAAUCUGAAGAGGCUAACGGUCUGAAGCAGGCCAACGGUGGGGGUAACCAUGACGACAGCGCCGGGAAAGGGUCGAGUCAGGUCAAAGGAGCCAAUCUGGUCAUGAAGCAGUUUCUGGCCCUGCUGGUCAAGAGGUUUCACCAUGCUACCAGAUCAUACAAAGACUUCCUCGCACAGAUCGUCCUGCCUGCGAGCUUCGUCCUGAUAGCCCUGAUCUUCACCAUGAUCGUACCUCCGUUUGGAGAGUACCCCCCCCUCAUCCUCACUCCCUGGAUGUAUGGAAAGCAGCUAACUUUCUUCAGUAACGAGCGACUGGAAAACUACCAGAUGAGACAUUUCACCAAGGUGUUGCUGAACCCCCCUGGCCUCGGCACUCGCUGUAUGGCAGGAAGCCCUCUACAAAACCUGCCCUGUGAGAACGAGACAUUGGCCUGGGAGACACCUGCGGUUUCUUCAAUAGCCAAUAACAUCCUGCAGAGCCCUGAGUGGCACCCGCUAAACCCCUCCCCUUCCUGCCAGUGCAGCACCAAUAAGAAGCUGACCAUGUUACCCAUCUGUCCAAUCGGAGCUGGGGGGCUGCCCCCUAUGCAGAGGAAAGAGGCUACGGGAGAUAUACUGCUGGACCUGACUGAUAGAAACAUUACAGACUACCUGGUUAAAACCUACCCCAGCCUCAUCAGACAAAGUUUGAAGAGCAAGUACUGGGUGAAUGAACAAAGGUAUGGAGGCCUGUCUGUUGGAGGUCAGCUGCCCAUACUGGAAGUCAGCCCUAAACAGAUCCAGGAUACCCUCUCUCAACUGAUGAAGAUGCUCAACGUCACUGGGGGUCCCUACACAAAACAAUCGCUGCAGGAGAUUGGACCUUUCCUCAGAUACAUGGAAAGUGAAUACAAUGUCAAAGUCUGGUACAACAACAAAGGCUGGCACGCCAUGGUGGCCUUCAUGAAUGUGGCCAACAACGCCAUUCUGAGGGCCCACCUGCCGCGCAAUGUCGACCCCAUGGAGUACGGCAUCACAGCCAUCAACCACCCCCUCAACCUCACCAAGGAACAGCUGUCUGAAGUCACUGUGUUGAAGACAUCAGUAGAUGCCGUGACAGCUAUCUGUGUGAUCUUUGCCAUGUCCUUCAUCCCAGCCUCGUUUGUCCUCUACCUGAUCCAGGAGAGAGUAACCAAGGCUAAACACCUCCAGUUCGUCAGCGGAGUCAGCCCCCUUGUCUACUGGUUAGCCAACUUCUUCUGGGAUAUGGUGAACUACUCUCUCAGUACAGCCAUGGUGGUGGGGAUCUUUGUGGCCUUCGACAAGAAGUGUUACACCUCACCCACCAACCUGCCAGCCCUCGUUCUCCUGCUCUUCCUGUAUGGGUGGUCAGUAACCCCCAUGAUGUACCCCAUGUCAUACAUCUUUAACAUCCCCAGUACGGCCUACGUCUCUCUGUCCUGCAUCAACCUGUUCAUCGGCAUCAACAGCAGCGCCCUCACCUUCAUAUUGGAACUGUUCGAGAACAACCGGGCCUUGUUAGAGUUCAAUGAGUGGCUGAAGAAAGGCCUCCUGGUCUUCCCUCACUUCUGUCUGGGCCGGGGUCUGAUUGACAUGGCUAUGAACCAGGCGGUGACUGAUGUCUAUGCACACUUUGGUGAGGACCGUGCCAUGGAUCCGUUCAAAUGGGACUUUGUAGGGAAGAACCUGGUCUUCAUGGCUAUAGAGGGAUGUGUCUAUUUCCUCUUCACUAUCCUCAUAGAGUACCGCUUCUUCCUCGACCACUGGUUAUCAGACUUCCGAGCCCCUCCUAAAGAUGAGGACGAGGACGUGGCGGCGGAGAGAGAGAGGAUCUAUAACGGCGGGGACAAGAACGACGUCCUCCAGAUCAGAGACCUCUGCAAGACGUACUCUGGGAAGACGAGACAAGCGGUGGACAGGAUCUGUGUGGGCGUGCCUGCAGGAGAGUGUUUCGGUCUGUUAGGAGUGAACGGAGCCGGGAAAACGACCACCUUUAAGAUGUUGACUGGGGACACAGACGUUAGUUCUGGAGAGGCCACUGUCUCUGGAUACAGUAUCCUGUCGGACAUGUUGGACGUGCACCAGAACAUGGGCUACUGCCCUCAGUUUGACGCUAUAGACGACCUGCUGACAGGCAGGGAACAUCUUUACCUCUACGCUCGUCUCCGAGGGGUCCCCGAGUCAGACAUCAGCAGAGUGGCAGAUUGGGGCAUCCAGAAGCUGGGUCUCUCAGAGUACGCUGGUCGCUGUGCAGGAACAUACAGCGGAGGCAACAAGAGGAAACUCUCCACAGCCAUCGCUAUGAUUGGCUGCCCAGCCCUGGUUCUACUGGAUGAACCCACUACAGGUAUGGACCCCCACUCCCGACGGUUCCUGUGGACUGCCAUUAUGAGUGUCAUCCAGGACGGGAGGGCCGUGGUUUUGACAUCACACAGCAUGGAGGAGUGUGAAGCUCUGUGCACUCGUUUGGCAAUCAUGGUCAACGGCACCUUCAAAUGUCUGGGGACCAUACAGCACCUCAAAUACAAGUUUGGUGAUGGCUAUGUGGUGACCAUGAAGGUAAAGGCAGCUAUAGCAGGCGUAUCUCCAGAGCUGGGUCCAGCAGAGAGCUUCAUGGAGAGCAGUUUCCCAGGGUGUGUCCAGAGAGAGAAACACUACAACACUCUGCAGUAUGAGAUCGCCUCCUCCUCCCUCGCUAGGAUCUUCCAGCUGGUGGUCGCCAACAAGGACAAACUCAAUAUAGAAGAUUACUCUGUAUCACAGACUACACUAGAUCAGGUGUUUGUGAACUUUGCUAAGCAGCAGGCAGGAGAGGACGAGGACGUUUUACAACCCCGAGCGGUCAACGCGCGCAAUGAAAAACAAAAUGUCCCCACGAAACGCAAGGUCUCCCCCAUCAAGAUAAAAACCAGAAGACAAAAUAAGACUUGA
Molecule: messenger RNA, 6222 nt
Organism: Oncorhynchus masou masou (cherry salmon)
Lineage: Eukaryota; Metazoa; Chordata; Actinopteri; Salmoniformes; Salmonidae
Product: retinal-specific phospholipid-transporting ATPase ABCA4-like
Biological process (GO): transmembrane transport; lipid transport
Cellular component (GO): intracellular membrane-bounded organelle; membrane
Molecular function (GO): ATP binding; ATPase-coupled intramembrane lipid carrier activity; ABC-type transporter activity
Source: RefSeq, a predicted model, not a curated record